Macadamia integrifolia is the source of this 1393-nucleotide messenger RNA. RefSeq names its product protein FAR1-RELATED SEQUENCE 5-like. The transcript is spliced from 3 exons. NCBI's taxonomy places the organism in Eukaryota, Viridiplantae, Streptophyta, Magnoliopsida, Proteales, Proteaceae. The record is from RefSeq and is a predicted model, not a curated record. Bases 333 to 1106 code for a protein of 257 amino acids.
GACAGACGACUUCUUCUAUUCCAGGAAGAGCCCUUCCUCCCCAAUUUGAAGCUCUCGUCGGCCGGAAUGACCAAAGCUCUCCGAUCAAUCUUUUGUUUCCCUUUCCAUCCAUCGACUUUCUUAAUCUCUCGAAUCUGGAUCGGCCAAGGACCGUAGUCUAAUCCUGUAAUCCUUUCACCUUUCUAGAAUUAAAGUGUUAAUUCAUGGUUUGAACGUUGAAAUGCGGAGAUGCGAUGCUGUUGAAAUUUUCCAUGUAAAAUCAUUCUUUCCGGUAAACCAACAGUUCAUCAGGAACAAUGGGUCGUUCUAAUUUGUAGAAAUCCUUUGUUGGUAUGGAAGAUAACAGUAUAAACUGUGACGUCGCAGUGGAUUUUGGUCUUAAUAGGAAGGAGUUGACUAAUCUCAUAGAUAUGGAAGUUCCAGCAGGUCCAGACAAUGACACACUCGAAAGUUCUGUUGAAGGGGAGGUUCACCAGGCUGAGGAGGAGGAGGUUGAGGUUGGUAAGAGCACUGAGAGUACUUCAGGAAGGGAAUUAGUUGCAAUUGAAGGGGACCCAAAUGAACCAAGAGUGGGUUUGGAGUUUGAUUCUGAAACAGCUGUGCAUGCCUUCUAUUCUGCAUAUGCUGAUCGUGUGGGAUUUGUCAUCCGUUGGAGCAGACUCGGUCGCUCGAGGCGAGACCGUGCAGUUAUUGCUCGGGAAUUUGUGUGUAACAAAGAGGGUUUCCGAGUAGCUGAUAAGCGUAAUAAGGCUGGAUCAAAGCCACGGGCAACCACGAGGGUAGGUUGCAAGGCAAUGAUGGCUGCAAAGAAACUCAAUAAUGGAAAAUGGGUUAUUUCAAAAUUUGUGAAGGAGCACAGUCAUCCAUUGAUUAUUCUUGGUUAUCGGAAGACUUCAAUCUGUGGUCCAUUUCCGAGUGACAAUGAGAGGAUCCGGGAACUUUCCCAACAGCUACUUCUUGAGAAACGAAGAUCUACAACGUACAAAAAGUAUCUUGAAAUGCUUUUCAAGCACAUUGAAGAACACACAGAGAGCCUGUCAAAGAAGAUCCAAUAUAUAGUUGACGCUGUAAAUGAGGUUGAAUCUGAAAGAGCAUCAAAAACCUAGAUAGGAUGGCAUUAUUUAGAGUGCAUCUCUACAUUUUUUUUUCCUCUUGUCAGCGGACUAGUUAUGCUUUGUUUGUCUUUCAUCAAUGGUGGCACUAGUUGGGAUUCCUUGAGGUAUCUGUUCUAGCCUCUUUUACUGCCGAAAGUCGAAGUGUGGGUUUCUGUUUCAUACACUUUCACCACAUCUAUGUGGUGCAUAUGCAGUUGGAUCAGUACUUGCCGUUAUAGUUGUUUAGAUAUUUCUUCCACCUGUAUAAUAAAAGUUGGUCUUUGCACUUUGUGAUGAUA